Messenger RNA from Spirodela intermedia, 3199 nucleotides. Lineage: Eukaryota; Viridiplantae; Streptophyta; Magnoliopsida; Alismatales; Araceae. The record is from the annotation of a GenBank genome assembly.
AUGGUUGAAGGAGGGUUGGAAAAGAGCGAUUUGGAUUUCUGGUUUCAGAACCUUAUGCUCGCCAGUGGGAUAGCGAUGAAGGGGACAGGAACAGUUAUGACUGGUUGGAAGGACCUGCCAAUGGAACUUCUGUUGCGGAUUGUUUUACUCACUGACGAUCGCACAGUCAUAGUUGCCUCAGGUGUGUGUACAGGAUGGCGAGAGGCCCUCAGUGCUGGCCUAACUCGUCUUUCUCUCUCAUGGUAACUUUUUCUUGCUUUCCCAUAGUUGCACUUGAUUUUAUUAUUACUUCUUGCACUUGAAUUCUUCAUAAUAUGCCGUUCACUUGUUAUCAAUAGAAGAUGCUCUUCAGCCAAACAUAAUAAUUCAAUUUCAAUCUUGACAUUUGAUGUAACGAUUCUGUAUGGGCUUCCUGCUUUGUCUGCUGGAUUUUCCUGUGAUGCUGUUUUUAAAGUAAUAAACUAGGUACUUGAGUUACUGGUUAGGAAACGAAGUCAGCUGUCCAUUUAUAGGUAAACUCCUGCGUUGGCUGUUCCAUUUGACACCAUAACUGAGAGUACGCUAGCUGAUGGGUAGCACUCUUCUUCCAUUAAGGGGAACAAAAUAAAAAGAAAGAAUCGUGGGUUUCUUUCUUUUCGCUGAGCAUGGCCUCCCAUGUUUUGGUCUCCUAUUUUAUGUCGGUUUUAGUUAAUGUUCAUGGACUUGCUUUGGCGAAUGGUACAAAUAAAUCUUGAAGUAGAGGGACGCCGUGGUAUUACCAUUAAUAACUGAUUUAAUGCCCUCGGUUUAAUGCGAUUUUUCCCCAAAGAAUCAUGUAGUGAGAUGGAAAUAAUCCCCAAAAAAGGACGAAUAUUAAUGGAUAUCACCAAAAAACCUAAAUCAACAGGUACAUGCGGGAUUUCUAAUCAUUUUCAAUAUGACAGAAAUUGCCGCAUCCACAAUGCAUAGUGUAACAGAAUGAUGCCUACGAGAUAUUAGAAACUCUUCUAUGUUUCAUAACCAUCUCACGAUGGGUAGAUAUAAUAGAUUUUAGUGCUUACACAUGUAAAAUAUAGCCACAACCCCUUCAGAAUCAAGUAGUAUUAUUCACUGAGAAUCAGUACACUUGCUCUCAUACUUUUUCUCAGAGUCUGAACAAUAUAAAUAAUGAGGCUUUUACAAUUUCACUGCAGUUUUAUCACAUAUCACUCAUAAAAAUUCUACACAACAUGUAUGAUAUCACAUGCACCAUAAUUAUUUUUGACAUGCAUUCGCUGACUAACGAUCUAAUCACUAACUCUUGUUCACUCUUGUAUACUCUCAUACAACGGAAUCAAUCAUGCCCCAAGAAUCGUCUUGUUAGAAUAGUAUGCCUAAGAUUAAUGUAAAGUGUGUGGAAACACAAUAAAGCCUCUAAAAGAGAAGGGUAGGUUUCACAAGCAUGUUGAUGUGGAGAAACAGUGGUGUAGUUCAUUGAAAAGAAGAAAAUAUUUUUAUGAAAAUUUCAAGUCCCAAAAGCAUAAGACUAGUUUUAUUGUGCCAUUUUCAAGAAGCCCAUAAGAUCAGGAAGACUGUUAUUUAAAAGAUCUGUUUCGCUAACAGGUCUCAUGAGUCAUAGUCUACUUUUCACCUUUCUCUAUUAGAAGAUUAUGAUUCCUUUGCUAGGAUGCGACCCUUAUUCUUUUCCAGUUCAUUGUAUCUGUGAUUUACUUUUCGCAGGUGCAAGGACAGCAUGAACAACCUUCUUCUAUCUCUUGCCCCCAAGUUCACAAAGUUGCAAGUUCUAUCUCUACGGCAAAAUAAACCUCAGCUUGAGGACGACGCAGUAGAAUCCAUUGCAACGUAUUGCCAUGAUCUUCGUGAUUUGGAUCUUAGCAAGAGCCUCAGACUCCGGGAUCGUUCCUUAUAUGCCUUAGCACACGGUUGCCCUCACCUCACCACGCUGAACAUCAGCGGGUGCUCGGCCUUCAGUGAUACUGCCCUCGCUUACUUGGCCAGCUUUUGCAAAAACUUGAAAGCAUUGAAUCUCUGUGGAUGUGUUAAAGCUGCAUCUGACAAAGCCUUGCAGGUAUGGACGAGUAGAAAGAAAGCCCAGUGGGGCUAUCUUUUAUUUUAUUUUACAAAUAUCUAAUAUUUUCAUCUAUUGCUCUCUUUGGGUGCAGGCUAUUGCAUGCAGUUGCUACCAGUUGCAAUCUUUGAAUCUGGGUUGGUGUGAGGGUAUAAGUGAUAAAGGAGUCAUUAGCCUUGCCUUCAGAUGCCCGGAUCUCAGGAAUCUUGAUUUGUGCGGCUGUGUUCUUAUAACAGGUAUGGUUCUCCAUUCUUCGGUUUUUUUUUUUAAAAAUAAUUAUGAUCCCCUAAUGAUUGUUUAGAGUCUUCCUAUUGGCCAAAUGGCCAUGUAUGGUCCCACCUACUCCCCUGGAUCCGAUUUGGGGAUUUUUCUAUUUGUCCUCUAUUCUUUUUCUAAGAUAAUUAUGAAUUUUCUACUUAAAUUUCUAGUAUCUGAGGACCUUGCUUCAAGGUCUUCAAUACCCUGUAGAUGUGGAAAAAUACCAACGAAUUCGAUGAAAAUUCUCCUUUAUUUCCCUAUUUUAUGAAGAAAAAAAAGAAAUCGGAAUUUCAUUAGUAGUGGAAGAUUAAACAUGAUCAUGGCCCUAACAAGGAUCUAAAGCUAAUGACGAGGUUUAGCUUCCUUCCAAAUGAAAACAUCCACAGAUAUCCAUUCCUCUACAGACCCAAAACUCGUGCAGGGGGACCCACACUCCCCUCAGCAUGCCACGUGGCAGUUAGAGACUUCCCCCGCCAGAUCACUCUGAUGGGUCGCAUUGUUCUUCUUCUUCGUCUUCUUCUUCUAUGGCUGCUGACAUUUUCCCUGGUAUGUUUCAUGGCAGACGACAGCGUGGUGGCCCUGGCUGAGGGGUGCCCACGGCUGCGGUCGCUGGACCUGUACUACUGCCAGAACAUCACCGACAGAGCCAUGUACUCCCUCGCUCGCCGGGCCCCCGGCGGCGCCGCCGGCCUCAUGAACCUCAACAUCAGCCAAUGCACCGCCCUCACCCCCCCCGCCGUCCAAGCCGUCUGCGACUCCUUCCCCUCCCUCCACACCUGCCCUGAUCGCCACUCCCUCAUCAUCAGCGGCUGCCUCAGCCUCACCGCCGUCCACUGCGCCUGCGCCCUCCACGCCCGCCGCACCACCGGCGCCCUCCCCCACCAUGCCCACUGA